GAUGUCAAACAGUAGAAUACAUAAACAUGAAACGCUUACCUUUUUAUUCAGCAGACUAGCCAAAGUCAAGAUUGACCUAAAAAAGAACCCGCCGUUGAAUAUAGGACCUGUAUUUAUAUACUAUAUAUAUAUAUAUAUGGCGCCGACGUUAGCCAGGUAGCGUGUGUUAGCUCGAUGUUUAUCGCAGUGGGCUAGCAGGCUAACUCGACCACUCCGCGUUCGGCUCCUCUGGCGUCUGAAGUAACGAGACCCGUCGACCGGAGACACAUCGCGAAGAUCAACGACUCGUAUAUGUAUCGCUAAGCAUGCCCGUUGUUUUAAUAUACCGAUGAGUUUAUGGGCUUCAUGAAGUGAGCUGUCAGAAUAAAGUAGUCGGAGUUGUUGUUAGCUUCAGGAAUUCCCCUUCCUCCUUCCGCAGAGGAGCGGUGACGUCAUGACACUGAAUCGGUGACGUCACGCUGUUCUGCCAGUCUAGUGCUGCGUUCCAGGGACACUUUCUUAGCCCGUAAGUUACGAUCUAGAGCUAGGAGUACGUCGAUCUGGUACGAGUUCACGGCUAGUGAGUUGCGGGUUUGACUGCCGUUCCAGGGCACUUUCACGAGAAGAAGGUUGUGAAAUCACGGGUUACGGGUUGUUUGGAACGCACCAUACGAUAUAGUGCUACCUAGUAGUUCUGCGCAUUCUUUUGCCGACAAUAUUCAUCCGUAGUUGUAUACCGCCUUCUAAACAGCUCUGAGGUUCGGACGCUCUUACGUGUUUUUGCGUAAACCUUCCCUUCUUCCGAACCUCCGAGCUGCGUUGAAGGCGGCAUGAUAGUAGGUAGCAGAGAGUGGCAGAACACCGCGGCUGCGUUGCCGUGACGUCACGGCCUCGCAGCGGCGGCCAGUCCUCCUCCGAUGCUGAUGAGACAAGGAGGCUCCAUGAUGCUCUCCGCCGCCGGGAUCGUCCUCGCCUUCUCCUGGUUUCUCCCUGGAUAUGCUCUCUAUUUCCACAUAGGAGAAACAGAGAAGAAAUGCUUCAUCGAAGAGAUCCCCGACGAGACUAUGGUCAUUGGGAAGUACAGAACCCAGCUGUGGGACAAGCAAGCCAACUCCUUCCUACCAGCCACCCCGGGACUAGGAAUGCAUGUGGAGAUUAAGGAUCCAGAUACCAAGAUUAUUCUUUCCCGUCAGUAUGGGUCUGAGGGAAGGUUUACCUUCACAUCCCACACUCCUGGAGAGCACCAAAUCUGUCUGCACUCUAACUCAACCAAAAUGGCCCUGUUUGCAGGUGGAAAACUGAGAGUGCAUUUGGACAUUCAGGUGGGAGAACAUACAAACAAUUACCCUGAGAUUGCAGCUAAAGACAAACUCACUGAAUUACAACUGAGAGUUCGACAACUUCUAGAUCAAGUUGAACAAAUUCAGAAGGAGCAAAACUAUCAGCGGUAUCGAGAGGAGCGCUUCCGCAUGACCAGCGAGAGCACCAACCAGCGAGUCCUCUGGUGGUCUAUCGCCCAGACGCUCAUCCUCAUCGUCACCGGCAUCUGGCAGAUGAAGCACCUGAAGAGCUUCUUCGAGGCCAAGAAGCUGGUCUGACUUCAGGUUCUCAGCAGGCAUCACAACGUGGCUUGAAGAGCUUCCAGAGACUUCUCUGACCAAAGUGGGGAGCGUUACUCACCACACGGGGCAGAAAACACCGUGCAAACAGAGGGAGGUCCCGCCAUAACAAGAACACAGAUAGACAUUAAGAAGACCGGACCAUUUCAAACUAUUAUCAGUUAACCAAGGCGUCGUUGUUGUUUAUUUAUUUAGUGUAUCAUUAUGCAUUUUUACAUUGAUUUGCUUCAAUUGUUUCCUCUUUUGCGUCUGACCCACCAUUUUACUUCUCCUGUAAAAAAAUGUUAAAAAUUAAAUGUUAAUAAAAUAUCAUUAUCAUAUCACCAGUCAUGAUCAUGCAGGAAUGAAGAAAAUCUGUUUGGCUAUUAUGGACAAUAAAUAGGGGCAUCUUUUAGUAGGGAAACACAUAGUCAUUUUUCUUAUGUUUAUAUAAUAAUCCAAUCUCUAUUCCAUUCAGCUUAAAUUGUGUCCUGUUUUAGGUUGCCUUAUUCUAAACAAUUGUUGCCUAUUGUUUAGUUUCUAGGUAGAAUCUGAAACCAGAUGGCUCUAUAGAUACUGUUUGUGAUACUAGUAAACCGAAACCAAAUUUAAUUUGUAAAUAAUGGGUCGAAGGUAUAUACGUCAAAGGUAUUCUUUUCUUCUUGAAGGGGGGGAACAAGCCUCUGGAUUUAUCAGUGUCAGAGCAUCAGUUAUGACCUAUGCACUACAUUGGUAACAUCAAUCUAAUGGUUCAGUAUUGGAGGUUUUUAUCUUAUUUAUGAGGCAAAGCAUUUGUAAAAGCAUUGCAUUUUUAUAACUGCAUUUGUGAUCUGAAGUAUGUAAUGCCCUUUCUGAUUCUCAAAUUGAAUUUAAUAUUGCAUUUUGGCACGCAAUUAGCUCACACUCUUUAAUCAUGACUAAGCUGUCUUACAUAACUGAAUAUAAUCAUGCAUUUAAUAAAGAUCUGU
Messenger RNA from Gadus chalcogrammus (walleye pollock), 2545 nucleotides. It is a transcript of the gene tmed4, whose product is annotated as transmembrane p24 trafficking protein 4. Lineage: Eukaryota; Metazoa; Chordata; Actinopteri; Gadiformes; Gadidae. Bases 897 to 1577 code for a protein of 226 amino acids. Gene Ontology annotation, biological process: intracellular protein transport; Golgi organization; positive regulation of canonical NF-kappaB signal transduction. Gene Ontology annotation, cellular component: COPII-coated ER to Golgi transport vesicle; endoplasmic reticulum-Golgi intermediate compartment; endoplasmic reticulum. The transcript is spliced from 5 exons. The record is from RefSeq and is a predicted model, not a curated record.